Messenger RNA from Macrosiphum euphorbiae (potato aphid), 234 nucleotides. The record is from the annotation of a GenBank genome assembly. NCBI's taxonomy places the organism in Eukaryota, Metazoa, Arthropoda, Insecta, Hemiptera, Aphididae.
AUGUCCGGCGGCGAAACGUCCGGCGGCGAAUCGGUCGGCGGCGAAACGUCCGGCGGCGAAUCGGUGGCGGCGAAAUGUCCGGCGGCGAAACGGUGGCGGCGAAAUGUCCGGGUCCGCCAUAGACAUAUUACCAGCUUUUUGAUUGAUUAUAAAAACUUGGCGUUUAAUACUACUGCUCCAAAAAUAGCUCUAGAUGAUUUAAAGAGUUUUUUGACAUUAGGUGGUUUUGGAUGA